AUGUCCUCAAGGUACAUUGAGGGUGUCUAUGCAACUCUCAAGCUGAGAGUGUUUUUUACAAUUUUAAAUGGNCUGGGCACCGCCCUGGUGUGCCUCUACCUUGUCCUGCGGGAAAGCGGGGGCGCUCGGGCAGAGCCGCCCGACGGCGCGGACGGCGGCUUCUCGCUGCUCAAGGCGGCGGUGUUGCUGGCCCUCGGCUACGUCCUCCUGCGCUGCCGCCACGCUGUCCGGCAGCGCUUCCUGCCCGGAGCUUCUCGCCUAGGGGGUCACUCCGCCUUCUCCCGGAGACACUUACCAGAGCCGGGCCUCAGCAUCCUGCUGGAGAGUUACUACGAGCACGAGGUGCGCCUGUCUCCGCACGUGCUGGGUCACAGCAAGGCGCACGUGAGCCGGAUCGUGGGUGAACUGGUGCGGGCCGGCCGCGCCCGGGGGUCCCCAGGCCCCAUCCCCGGGGGGGCGUUGGCCUUGGCCUUCCGCGGAGACUUCAUCCAAGUGGGCAGCGCCUACGAGCAGCAUAAGAUCCGCCGGCCCGACGGCUUCGACGUGCUGGUGCCGCUGCGCCUCCCGCCGAUGGUGGCGCUGGAGCCACGGAGCCUGGGUGCGGAGCCGGCGCUGGCCCCAGCCUUCCGGGCUUGCUUCGUGUGCGCCCUCAAGGCACCGCCCUCGCCAUCUGGGGCCUCUGGGGGCCACUGGCUUCGGGACUGCAAACCCUUCGCUGAUGGCUUCUGCGUGGAUGUACACGGACGGCGCCACCUAUCCGCGGCGCUGGUGCUGCGCUGGUUCCAGUCGCACCUGCAGCGCUCCCUGGCCACGGUGCGCUACAGCCUGGAGGGGCGCUGUCGGGUCACCCUGACUCCGGGCGGCCUGGAACAGUCCCCUACUUUACACAUCCUGCCCUGCCGCACGGACUAUGGCUGCUGCCGCCUUUCCAUGGCCGUGCGCCUCAUCCCCGCAGUCCAUGUGGGAGAUGGGGUCUUCCUUGUGGCACCGCCACCGCCACCCUUGCCUGGCGGGCCCCUGUCAGAGCUCCCGGGGGGCCUGCGCGCCGAGGCACUGUGGGGUGUGAACACAGCUCGCCAGGAGCAGAAGUUGCUGGGCUGGCUGCAGGAACGGGCCCCUCCAGGCGCCUGCUACCUCAAGUGCCUGCAGUUGCUGAAGGCUCUGCGCGACCUGGGUGCCCGUGGGCUGGACUCAGCGGCUGCCACCCAGUGGGGACGCAUCCUGUCUUCAUACGUGCUCAAGACAGCGCUGCUGGCGGUGCUGCUGCGCAAGGGGUCCCUUGCACAAAGCUGGGAUGAGACGCACCUAAACGAGUGUUUAGAGGAGCUGGUGCAGUACCUUAGGGACUGCCUGCUGCGACGCCACACGCUCUUCCACUGUGUCCUGGGUCCCGGUGGGGCGGCCGCUGAGGUGGGCCCCCUGCCCAAGGUACUACGCGAAGCCGCCCCCGUUGACGUCCUGGCGGCUUUUGACCCGCAAGCGCGGGAACUCGCAGCAGCGCGGUUGCUGUCCACGUGGCGCAGGCUACCCCAGCUUCUGCGGUCCUACGGGGGUCCACGCUACCUUGCCAGGAGCCCCCCACCCCGGAGUCAGCACACCCAGGGGUUCCCUGAAGGGGAACCGUAAACCCUGACAGCACCCCCACCUGACCAAAUUCUCCUAAAGCCUCUCCCACUGGGUGGGGAUGGCAGGGAAGCCUGUUAAAUCCAAGAUUGCAGAAGCUGCUGGAAAUCAGAGGAUGCCACAGGCUUUGGUGGUUUAAAUGUCACCCUUGGCUUCACAAUCCAAUAUAAUAUAGUAUCUUCACACCCACUAAAGUGCCUUGGGCAAGUUGUGGA
Carlito syrichta (Philippine tarsier) is the source of this 1838-nucleotide messenger RNA. It is a transcript of the gene ITPRIPL2, whose product is annotated as inositol 1,4,5-trisphosphate receptor interacting protein like 2. The coding region runs from base 1 to 1626 and encodes 541 amino acids. The transcript is spliced from 2 exons. The record is from RefSeq and is a predicted model, not a curated record. Lineage: Eukaryota; Metazoa; Chordata; Mammalia; Primates; Tarsiidae.